GCAAUUUGUUACGAGGCUGUAUAAGGCAAACAGCGCCGCAGCUACCAUACCUUUUCAACUCCAUACUGCCAGUAUAAACGUCCUCACUCACACGACAAGAAAAGUGCUUUGCGCCACAUUCUACGGGCUAAAACGUUCGCAAAAAUCUGGUCCAGCUACACUUAUAGACGCAGUUCAAAUAAAGACCAUAUUGAGCCGCUGGGUUGCUCCAUAUUAGUCGGCAUCUGAACCUCGAAAUCCACCACAUCCGUUACACAUCUCUCCGCAUCAUCCGAUCCCAGAUCAUUGUCUCCAAUACAAAAGCACUGCGAGGGGAGAUAUCUCUCUCAUAUAAAAGCUCCAAAAAAUGAGCCAGUCCUCCGCUAUCGAGGGCAUAACUUCGUCCCUCUCGGACAACAAAGUCCACCUCCUCCUCGCGGCUUCCGGCUCCGUCGCAACCAUCAAGCUACCCCUGAUAGUAAAGACCCUGUCAGAACGGUACUCCCAACCUGCACAGGGCUCAUCGUCACAACAACAAGACAGCGCCCAUGGCGGCCUGAGCAUCCGCAUCCUCCUGACCCCCUCAGCAGCCCGCUUCCUGGACGGCCAGUCCGCGGAGCAGCCGCGCCUGCAGUCCCUGCUCGACAUCCCCGGGGUGGACGGGAUCCACCUCGACGAGGACGAGUGGCGGGAGCCGUGGAAGCGCGGCAACGCGAUCCUCCACAUCGAGCUGCGGCGCUGGGCGGACAUGCUCGUCGUCGCACCCCUCAGCGCCAACACCAUGGCCAAGAUUGUCAACGGGUUCGCGGACGGGAUCCUGACCUCUGUCAUCAGGGCGUGGGAUGCGAGGGGCGAGCUGGACACCGAUGUGGUUCGUGGUGGUGGUAGCAGUAUUAGUAGUAACGGGGCUGUGAGGGGCGAAGAGCAGCAGCAGCAGGCAAGCAGAGGCCCGAUCACGAGGCAGCGCAGCAGUCGGAAGAAGCGCAUCAUUGUCGCACCAGCGAUGAACACAGCCAUGUGGCGGCACCCGGUCACGGCGAAGCAGCUCCGCGUGCUCGAGGAAGAAUGGGGUGUUGCUGGAGAGAAGGAGGCCAUGAAUGGCGGGGACAGGGGACAGACACCCUCAGCCGGUUCAAGGACUGAUACUGAGGAAGCUGACAGGAACAUAGCACGGGAUGGGGCGAAAGAGAGCGAAGAACAGGAGAACGAUGGGUGGUUCGAGGUGCUGAGGCCGCAGCACAAGAUUCUGGCCUGUGGUGAUAUUGGAGAUGGCGCGAUGAUGGAGUGGACCGAAAUAGUGGCUAUCAUCGAGGACAGGCUGGGCCUGAGUUCGUGAGCCGCCUGAAAAAUUGUCAUGCAGGCGGAUAAAUACCUAUUCGCAAGCAGACGAAGCCCAAACAUGGUGUACUCAUACGUCACUGCAGCACGCGAGGGAGAAUUUACGCAAGGUAAUAGAUGAGUCGAUGUUGUACCAUUGUCCAUUACCAGUCACAGUAACACGUAUGGAACAAAAGCCACAAU
Molecule: messenger RNA, 1500 nt
Organism: Microdochium trichocladiopsis
Lineage: Eukaryota; Fungi; Ascomycota; Sordariomycetes; Xylariales; Microdochiaceae
Product: flavoprotein-domain-containing protein
Exons: 1
Coding region: 347-1315 (322 amino acids)
Biological process (GO): coenzyme A biosynthetic process
Cellular component (GO): phosphopantothenoylcysteine decarboxylase complex
Molecular function (GO): FMN binding; phosphopantothenoylcysteine decarboxylase activity
Source: RefSeq, a predicted model, not a curated record